AUGGAAAUUUGUAACAACACCAAUAUACCAGUUAUAGCAAACUUAAAGUUGUCUAUUCAAGCAAAUGAUAAGAAGGUUGAUGCUACCUUGUUUAAGCGUAUUGUAGGAUCACUCAGGUAUGUCUGUAAUAGUAGACUGGAUAUCAGUUAUGGAGUUGGGAUGGUAAGUAGAUUCAUGAGUGAUCUCAUACAAUCCCACCUUGCUACUGCCAAACAUAUAUUGUGUUACUUAAAAGGAACUGCAGACUUCGGUCUUUUCUUUCCCAAGAAGUCUGAUAGCACAGAUGGAGUGUUGAGAGCUUGGAGUUAUUCGGAUUGGUGUGGAGAUCAAGUGGAUAGAAAAAACACAUAUGGCUACUUGUUUAAGUAUAUGGGCGCACCGAUUUCCUGGUGUUCUAAGAAGUAG
This is a messenger RNA of Vigna angularis (adzuki bean), 405 nucleotides long. Its product is annotated as secreted RxLR effector protein 161-like. Bases 1 to 405 code for a protein of 134 amino acids. The record is from RefSeq and is a predicted model, not a curated record. Lineage: Eukaryota; Viridiplantae; Streptophyta; Magnoliopsida; Fabales; Fabaceae. The transcript has a single exon.